AAAACAUUUCUGUUAUCAUUAUAACUGAGUGAGGUCAUUACAAUUUAUUUUAAAGAUGUUUAUUGUGGGUCUAACUGGAGGGCUUGCAACAGGGAAAAGUACAGUACUGUCAAUAUUUCGUGAAAAUGGUAUAGCAGUAAUAGAUGCCGAUGACAUUGCCAGAAAAGUUCUGGAACCAGGAACGAAAGCUUGGAAGGAAUUAAAGGAAUAUUUUGGCGAGGAAGUGUUACUAGCUGAUGGAAAAGUGGACAGAGUAAAAUUAGGAGAGCUUGUAUUUGAUGACAUUGAAAAGAGACGUAAACUAAAUGCCAUCACACACCCAAGGAUCCAAAGUGAAAUGAUGAAAAUGGCAGUAUCAUACUUCUUCUCAGGACACAAUUACAUUGUAAUGGAAGUUCCAUUGCUGUUUGAAACUGGAAAAAUGUUAACUUUCAUGCACAAAAUCAUUACUGUUGUAUGUGAAGACCAUCAGCAAGUAAAGCGGUUGUGCAAACGAAAUGACUUCUCUUUAGUUGUAGCCAAGAAACGAAUAGACUGCCAAAUGCCAUUGGAACACAAAGUGGCUAAUUCACAUUUUGUCGUUGACAAUUCUGGUGAAAUUUCUAACACAAAACACCAAACGGAAUGCAUCAUAAGAACAUUAAGAAGAUCAAAGUUUACUUGGUACUUUAGAUCAAUAAUAUUAAUAACAUUAAUUUCAUUGAUUUUUGGAGUCACACAUCUCAUGGGUGUUAUCAGUAACUCUAACUAGCAAUAGUUUGUUGACACAGGAAACAGUAAGUAUAAUAUUUUGUUUCUGUUGCAAUUAUGACACUACAUUUUU
This is a messenger RNA of Cydia strobilella, 823 nucleotides long. It is a transcript of the gene Dpck, whose product is annotated as dephospho-CoA kinase domain-containing protein. Bases 56 to 751 code for a protein of 231 amino acids. Gene Ontology annotation, biological process: coenzyme A biosynthetic process. Gene Ontology annotation, molecular function: ATP binding; dephospho-CoA kinase activity. The transcript is spliced from 4 exons. Lineage: Eukaryota; Metazoa; Arthropoda; Insecta; Lepidoptera; Tortricidae. The record is from RefSeq and is a predicted model, not a curated record.